This is a messenger RNA of Caenorhabditis angaria, 845 nucleotides long. The record is from the annotation of a GenBank genome assembly. NCBI's taxonomy places the organism in Eukaryota, Metazoa, Nematoda, Chromadorea, Rhabditida, Rhabditidae.
AUGUGGCAAAAAUUCUUCGAACACGAACCAAAAAUCAAAAUCUAUUUUCGUAUCAUCAUUGGAAUUCUCGCAAUUUUUCAUGUCGUUUUGGGAAUCGCUUGCAUCUUUCAAAUUUAUCGAGAACAAGCCGAAGUUCAGAAUUACAAUGAAAUCACAUUUGACGCAUUGAUAAAAGCUCAAAAUUCAAUGAGAAACACUGAAUUCCUACCAUUUGUCAUAUUUGGAUCAUUGCUCAUAUUUGCCAUUUUCCCAUUUUAUCCCAAUAUUGUGCUAAUUAUUUCAAUUGGUAUAGCUGAAAUCAUUAUUUUAAUUUUAUCUAAAACUUGGAAUUCGUUGAAUUUUAAAGCACAUUGCAAAGAAGUCGCUGGAAAGAAAGAGAUAAAACUGGCUUGUGAGAAAAUUGAAGCGGUUUUGGGAUUGAAUGUGCAUUUGGUGUCGGCUGGCAUCUUUGUGGGGCUUUUUACGAUUGGUGUUUUGGUGGCUGUUGCUGUGUGAGUUUUUGGUUUUUGGUUUGACGUUUUUAACUUUUAUUGGGGGUAUACGCUUAGGUAUUUGCCUAAAAUGAGCCUUAAUGCUUUUGCUUAAAAGCUUAGAUUCUUAUUUUAGUUUCUAAACCUUAGCCCUUCGUCUUUAGCUUAUUGUUAAGCCUAAAGCGUAUACCUAGGACUAUGUGACUCACGAUUAGGUCUCGGUCCAGGAAUGGGCCUACAAUUAGACCUUUGCUUAGCUCCCAUGAUUUUCAGCCUAUAUUUUUUUCCAGAAUUCAUAGACCAAAAUCGGCUGAAAAAAUUGUGGAAACCACCAGAAAAUCAUCACCAAUCAACUCGAAAUCGGAUGUUAUUUAA